GCGGGCGACGGGGGCGCGCGCGGCGGGGGCGGGCGCUGCUGAACGCAGAGCUGCAGCCGGCGAGCUGGACGUGUCGGCGAAGAUGGCGGGCCGGAGCAUGCAAGCUGCAAGAUGUCCUACGGAUGAAUUAUCUUUAACCAACUGUGCAGUUGUGAAUGAAAAGGACUUCCAGUCUGGCCAGCACGUGGUUGUGAGGACCUCCCCGAAUCACAGGUACACGUUUACACUGAGGACCCACCCGUCGGUGGUGCCCGGGAGCAUUGCCUUCAGCUUACCCCAGCGAAAAUGGGCUGGACUUUCUAUUGGCCAAGAAAUAGAAGUCUCCCUGUAUACGUUUGACAAAGCCAAGCAAUGUAUUGGCACAAUGACCAUCGAGAUCGAUUUCCUGCAGAAAAAGAACAUUGACUCCAACCCUUACGACACGGACAAGAUGGCAGCUGAAUUCAUUCAGCAGUUCAACAACCAGGCCUUCUCAGUGGGACAACAGCUUGUGUUUAGCUUUAAUGAAAAGCUUUUUGGUUUAUUGGUGAAGGAUAUUGAAGCCAUGGAUCCUAGCAUCCUGAAAGGAGAGCCUGCAACAGGGAAAAGACAGAAGAUCGAAGUGGGACUGGUUGUUGGAAACAGCCAAGUUGCAUUUGAAAAAGCAGAAAAUUCAUCACUUAAUCUUAUUGGCAAGGCUAAAACCAAGGAAAAUCGCCAAUCCAUCAUCAAUCCUGACUGGAACUUUGAAAAAAUGGGAAUCGGGGGUUUGGACAAGGAAUUCUCAGAUAUCUUUCGACGAGCGUUUGCUUCUCGAGUAUUCCCCCCAGAGAUUGUGGAGCAGAUGGGUUGUAAGCAUGUUAAAGGCAUCCUGUUAUAUGGACCCCCAGGCUGUGGUAAGACCCUCUUGGCUCGACAGAUUGGCAAGAUGUUGAAUGCAAGAGAGCCCAAAGUGGUCAACGGGCCAGAAAUUCUUAACAAGUAUGUGGGAGAGUCGGAGGCAAAUAUUCGUAAACUCUUUGCCGAUGCUGAAGAGGAACAAAGGAGGCUCGGUGCUAACAGUGGUUUGCACAUCAUCAUAUUUGAUGAAAUCGAUGCCAUUUGCAAGCAGAGAGGAAGCAUGGCUGGUAGUACAGGAGUUCAUGACACCGUUGUCAACCAGUUACUGUCCAAAAUUGAUGGGGUAGAGCAGCUGAACAACAUCCUCGUCAUCGGAAUGACCAACAGACCAGAUCUGAUAGAUGAGGCUCUCCUUCGACCUGGAAGACUGGAGGUCAAGAUGGAGAUUGGCUUGCCAGACGAGAAAGGUCGGCUGCAGAUCCUGCACAUCCACACGGCGAGGAUGCGAGGGCAUCAGUUACUGUCUGCUGACGUAGACAUCAAAGAACUGGCCGUGGAGACCAAGAACUUCAGCGGUGCUGAAUUGGAGGGCCUGGUGCGCGCAGCACAGUCCACUGCUAUGAACAGACACAUAAAGGCCAGCACUAAAGUAGAAGUGGACAUGGAGAAAGCAGAGAGCCUGCAGGUGACAAGAGGAGACUUCCUUGCUUCUUUGGAGAAUGAUAUUAAACCAGCAUUUGGCACAAACCAAGAGGAUUAUGCCAGUUACAUUAUGAAUGGAAUCAUCAAGUGGGGUGACCCAGUCACUCGUGUCCUGGAUGACGGGGAGCUGCUGGUACAACAGACUAAAAACAGUGACCGCACACCCUUGGUCAGCGUCCUUCUGGAAGGCCCUCCUCAUAGUGGGAAGACUGCGUUAGCUGCAAAGAUUGCAGAGGAAUCCAACUUCCCCUUCAUCAAGAUCUGUUCUCCCGAUAAGAUGAUUGGCUUUUCUGAGACAGCCAAGUGUCAGGCCAUGAAGAAGAUCUUUGAUGAUGCGUAUAAAUCCCAGCUCAGUUGUGUGGUUGUGGAUGACAUUGAGAGAUUGCUAGAUUAUGUCCCUAUUGGCCCUCGGUUUUCUAAUCUGGUCUUACAGGCUCUCCUUGUGUUACUGAAAAAGGCACCUCCUCAGGGCCGCAAGCUUCUCAUCAUUGGGACCACCAGCCGCAAAGAUGUCCUUCAGGAAAUGGAAAUGCUUAACGCCUUCAGCACCACUAUCCACGUGCCCAACAUUGCCACGGGAGAGCAGCUGCUGGAAGCUCUGGAGCUUUUGGGCAACUUCAAGGAUAAGGAACGCACCACAAUUGCACAGCAAGUCAAAGGGAGGAAGGUCUGGAUAGGAAUCAAGAAGUUGCUGAUGUUGAUCGAGAUGUCCCUGCAAAUGGAUCCUGAAUACCGGGUGAGGAAAUUCUUGGCCCUCUUACGAGAAGAAGGAGCGUCUGAGGGACCGAGCAAGGAAGUUGGUUGUUCUGUUGGUUUUCUCUCCCUCUCCUGCUUCGCAAAACUUCCUUGUCACACAAUGCAGGAGAAAACUCGAUGUAGCCCCCUGGACUUGGACUGAAGACGACCGCUUGCAGGACACAGUGACCAAGGGGAGUGACCGCAGUGAAGACGGCCAGGGGUCUUCCCUGCCCCCAGAUGCUGGACUCAGCGACCACUUCUCCACCCUCGCCACGCGCCCGCUCUGCAUGACUAGUGCUCAGGAGCCCUCCCCCUGCUUCCCAAGACCCUCUAGUGUUUGUGGAAGGUGCAGAGUUGCUGUAGAGUGCUGUGUUUCCCUUUCGAGCUAAGAUGCUUCCUUCUGACCAGAAGCUACGUGUGCGAAACGUCCCGUGCUGGUGAACACUACACGUGCUAACUCCCUCCCGCCGCCCCCGCCACCCCUGCACGCAGGCAGCGUGGCCUAGUACGAGGGAGCCGCCCCCUGCGCAGACCAGGAGCGCGCCUAGAAUGUGCGUCCCGGUGUUAACACUAAAGGUAAUUGGUGUUUGGUUCAAGGUUCUCCCAGAAAGCCGCUCACUAUCUUUGCCUAAAGAAACAGGGUCUUGCAUGUCUGAGCUGCUUCCUCAGACGUUUGCAGAGGUGUGGCCGAGCUGCAGUCGGGAGAGCUUUGUUAAGAGAAAGAUAACUGCUGUUUGCCCUGACAGCCCCUCAUGGAGGUAACUUGUUCUGUGAUCAGAAGUACCCGAUCGUCACCACUUGGUAGAUGUUACAAGCCUGAGAAAGAUCCAUAUGCAGAAAAGUGUAUACCCGCCACAGAAAGAAGUUACUAAAAUAAAGUCAUUUACAAGCCUCUCAGCACUCGUUAGUGGCCAGCUUGUAAGUAGGUCAGUUGCUCAGCAUUGCAGUGAGGCCUCAUUAGGAUCGGCACUUUCAUCUUCCCCUGACGCUUGAUGCUUACUUGGAAUCCCCCCUCCGCGACCUCAGUUACCGGCGUGCUGUCUGGCACCAGUAAAACGUGGCCGUCCAGCUGCCCUCGGUCCUCCCCCCGUCGUUCCACACACUGCGCGUCCCCUCACCCUGCGCACGCUGCUCCAGGCCGGGAGGACUCGCGGGGCCCUCCGGGGUGCCGUGUCUUCCACCUGAGUCAGGGUGACUCACAGCGCUCGCCACUCUCCCCAUCGCUGCUCAGGGUGCAGGGCCGGGCGCUGACGGCCACCCCAGGGUGCUCCGACCUCCCGCGGCGGCGCUGGGAGUGGCUCUGUCGUCACCCCGCAGCAGACCGUCUCCAGACCUGGCUGCCUGCGUGCUUCUGGUGGAGACUCGUGUGUCCUGUCUGCUUUGUUUCGCAUUUCCAGCCCUAGUUUAUUUUGUGGCUUUUUAAAAGUGGAUUGACUGUCUCGUGACAUCGUGUGACUCCUGGUGGCCAGUGUCCUGGGUCUCCUCAGCCCCGUCCUCCUCCCGUGAAAGCAGCACACGUUGUGUUAACUUCUGUCUCUUGUUCAAUGAGCUUAAUGUCUCUGUGUUUUGUCCAAAACUAUAUUGAAAAAUAUAAAUAUUAUAUUGUUUAAUGCAAAUGAAGGAAUGCAAUAAAGAGUAAAUACACUUGAAA
Oryctolagus cuniculus (rabbit) is the source of this 3910-nucleotide messenger RNA. RefSeq names its product N-ethylmaleimide sensitive factor, vesicle fusing ATPase (gene NSF). The record is from RefSeq and is a predicted model, not a curated record. Gene Ontology annotation, molecular function: ATP binding; ATP hydrolysis activity. Gene Ontology annotation, biological process: intra-Golgi vesicle-mediated transport; SNARE complex disassembly; Golgi to plasma membrane protein transport. Gene Ontology annotation, cellular component: Golgi stack. Lineage: Eukaryota; Metazoa; Chordata; Mammalia; Lagomorpha; Leporidae.